Molecule: messenger RNA, 3702 nt
Organism: Rosa chinensis
Lineage: Eukaryota; Viridiplantae; Streptophyta; Magnoliopsida; Rosales; Rosaceae
Product: probable leucine-rich repeat receptor-like serine/threonine-protein kinase At3g14840
Exons: 24
Coding region: 131-3211 (1026 amino acids)
Biological process (GO): protein phosphorylation
Molecular function (GO): protein binding; protein kinase activity; ATP binding
Source: RefSeq, a predicted model, not a curated record
AUACAGAGAUAUUCACUUUAAAAACCGAGGAGCUAGCUAGCAAAAAGCUUUAGUUCAUCAAGGCAUAUUAGUAUAUAUCUGGGGCGCAGGUAGGUUUAUCGGAUUAAGUCGACGUAAGAAGAAAACGAAGAUGGCAGCUAGAGUUGGAGUUUUUCAUAAUCAUAGUGAUCGGAAAACCAUCAUGAACUUCAACUUGGUGGUGAUACUAGUUCUCUGCAGUUUUGGGUCAGUCAAAGUCGAAGCUCUUUCAACUCGUCUUCCAUCUACUGAAGUGGAAGCCCUACGAGAAAUAGCUACACAAAUAGGAAAAAAAGAUUGGAACUUCAGCGUAGACCCGUGCCUGAAUGACACAACCCACACAAGCUGGACUACCCCCAAAUCUGUUGACACUCUAUUCAACAACACUCUCACUUGCAACUGCUCCUUCCCUGAUGGCUCAUGCCAUGUCAUCAACAUUAUUCUUAGAGGGCAAGAUCUUGCUGGUGUUAUUCCACCAUCUAUUGCGAAGUUACCCUACCUUACACAAAUCGAUUUCACAAGGAACUUCCUUAGUGGUAAUAUACCGAGUGAAUGGGCUUCUACAAAGUUGGAAUAUAUGUCCUUUAAUGCGAACAACUUAUCUGGACUAAUCCCUGCCUUCUUGGGAAACAUCACUACUCUAAAAUACUUGAACCUAGAGACUAACAUGUUUACUGGAACUGUUCCUCCUGAACUUGGGAAGUUGGUUAACUUGCAAAAUCUCAUUAUUAGUGCAAACAAUCUCACAGGAGUGUUACCAGUGAAUCUCACUAAUCUGAGCAAACUAACAGAAUUGAGGAUAAGCAGUAACAACUUAACUGGAAGAAUUCCAGACUUUUUCCGAAGUUGGAGUCAACUUAUAAAAUUAGAGAUCCAAGCUAGUGGUCUAGAAGGCCCCAUUCCGUCUAGCAUUUCUGUCUUGAGUAAUCUAACAGAACUAAGGAUCAGCGACUUAAACGGAGGGGGUUCAAUAUUUCCGAACUUGACUAAUAUGAAAAGCAUGAAAAGAUUAAUGCUGAGGAGCUGUAAUUUAUCAGGACCUAUUCCUGAUUUAAAAGCAAUGGCAGUAUUGAAUAAAUUAGAUCUCAGCUUCAACAAAUUGGAAGGAAGUUUUCCUGAUCUUGAAGCUAUGGCUCUGGAUCCGGACAAUUUGCAGUACUUGUAUCUGACAAGCAACUUACUCAAUGGCUCUAUUCCAAAUUGGGUUAAGAGCAAAGAUAACCGCUACCAGAUAGAUGUUUCUUACAAUAAUUUUUCCAAGGACUCUGAGCCAUCUACAUGUAGCGAAUACCUGAACGUUUUCAAAAGCUUUUCUGCACCAAACAUCAACUCAUUAUCUGGAGCGUGCCUGCAGAAAUAUCCAUGUACAAAAGUUCAGUACUCAUUGCAUAUAAAUUGUGGUGGAGGAGCGACCACCAUUGGAGGAGUCAAAUUUGAAGAUGAUACAGAUCUUGGAGGUGGAGCAAAAUUUGUUCCAGUGAGAGCUAACUGGGGAACCAGUAGCACUGGAGUUUUCUGGGAUACUAAUGUCACCUCUAAAGACUACAUAGCAAAUAAUGUAUCGAUACUUGGAAUGGAAAACUCUCAGUUGUACACUCAUGCACGCCUCAGUCCUCUUUCUCUCACAUAUUAUGCAAACUGCUUAGGAGAUGGAAAGUAUACUGUCAAACUUCACUUUGUGGAGAUAAUAAUCCGAGGCAAUAGAUCUUUUCAGAGUGUUGGAAGACGGAUAUUUGAUGUCUACAUCCAGGAGAAACUUGUAUGGAAGAAUUUUGACAUCGUAAAGGAAGCACCAGGGGUCGACAAGGUAUACAUUAUAGAAACAAAUGCAGUUCAAGUUACAAACAAAACUCUAGAGAUUCGGUUUCAUUGGUCUGGAAAAGGCACAACAGCAUCCCCUAGACGAGGAGUCUAUGGUCCCCUUAUAUCAGCCAUUUCUAUAGAAGCUGAGUUCAAGCAUUCCAAAACAAAUAUGGCUAUUGUAAUUGGAGUUUCAGUUGGAGCUUCGGUUUUGUGCCUGUUCUUCUUAAUUUUUGGCAUUCUUUGGUGGAAAGGCUGUCCGGUGGAUAGUCAGACAUCAAGAGAAGAAGUUCUGAGAGGACUGGAUCUGCGGACUGGCUUUUUCACCUUGAGGCAAAUUAAAGCUGCUACUAAUAACUUUGAUCCUUUAAACAAAAUUGGAGAAGGUGGUUUUGGUCCCGUAUACAAGGGUACACUUUUGGAUGGUACUAUAAUUGCAGUUAAGCAACUAUCUUCAAAAUCAAAGCAGGGAAAUCGUGAAUUUGUGAACGAAAUAGGCAUGAUCUCUUGUUUGCAGCAUCCAAAUCUGGUUAAAAUGUAUGGAUGUUGUAUUGAAGCAAACCAGUUAUUGUUGGUGUAUGAGUACCUGGAGAACAAUAGCCUUGCUCGCGCCUUGUACGGUCCAGAGGAUGAUCGUUUAAACUUGGACUGGCCUACAAGGCAGAAAAUAUGCCUAGGCAUAGCAAAAGGUCUGGCUUAUUUGCACGAGGAAUCGGCAGUGAAGGUUGUACAUAGAGACAUCAAAACUACGAAUGUGUUACUGGACCAAGACCUCAAUGCUAAGAUCUCGGACUUUGGUUUGGCCAAGCUUGACGAAGAGGAGCAAACUCAUAUUAGCACCAAGGUUGCUGGAACUAUAGGAUAUAUGGCACCGGAAUAUGCUCUAUGGGGUUGUUUGACCUUUAAAGCAGAUGUCUACAGUUUUGGAAUUGUUGCAUUAGAAAUAGUAGCAGGAAAGAACAACAUGAAAUAUCGACCCAAUGAGAACAUUCAGUGUCUUAUGGAUUGGGCCCUUGUUUUGCAACAAAAAGGGAACUUACUGGGGCUGGUGGAUCCGAGGUUGGAGUCCGAUUUCAGUAAGAAAGAGGCGAUUAGAAUGAUCAAAGUAGCUCUACUGUGCGCCAAUCCAACAGCUGGACUUAGGCCUAUCAUGUCUGAAGUAGUGAGUAUGCUUGAAGGGCGGACCACCGUGGAUGAAGUGGUUCUGGAUCCAAGUAUCCACGGUGAUGAAAUGACGAGGUUAAAAGCCUUCGAAGAGCAGUUUGAUCACAGCACUGCACAAUGGAGCUCCCCAAGUGGAAGUCAUGGCCUCAUUCGUUCAUCAGAUGCACCAUGGACCGGUUCUACUGUUACUACUGAGUCUUCAGAUCUCUAUAAAGUUUAUUCAAGUUAAGUUGAAGAUUAUCAAGUACACCAUGUUACAUAUCGUGUUUCGUAUUAGAACAUUUCUAUGAUAGUGAAUUCCAGGACUGUCCAACGUAGCACAUCGUAUGGGACUCCCCAGGCGUUGCCGCGGGCAAUGUUGUCCGUCUCCAUACUUGACCAAAAAAAAGACUCGAUCUUUUACAGAGGGCGCCAAGGCCGACCCUGCCCCUCCACCCCUGCAAGCAGUCAACUCCAAUUUUUUUUAUUUCUUCCGAAAAGUCCAACUUUUCCAUAGAUUGAUUAGAUAUUUCGAGUCCAAGACCUUUUAUUCUAGACUUUCAAUGUGUCUCCCUUAUUGUAAGAGUAAUGUUAGGUGAAUCACCUUUUUGAGUACUACUUGCAUUUCACCUUACGUGAUAGCUGAUGUGAUUGUAACACUUCUACAAUAACAAAGCGUGAAAGCCUAGCUAGCUCCUUCCCCUCAUUUAAAAGAGAAAAGGAGAUGGAAAUUCCAAUAAA